Messenger RNA from Lepisosteus oculatus (spotted gar), 1864 nucleotides. It is a transcript of the gene spon2b, whose product is annotated as spondin 2b, extracellular matrix protein. The record is from RefSeq and is a predicted model, not a curated record. Gene Ontology annotation, biological process: cell adhesion. Gene Ontology annotation, cellular component: extracellular matrix. Lineage: Eukaryota; Metazoa; Chordata; Actinopteri; Semionotiformes; Lepisosteidae.
AUAGCAGCAGGCUGCAUCGUUUUUAACAUAUGGGCUGGAGGAAACAUUGCCUGUCCCACAGUGAGAAGAAAUUGACAGAAGCGGUUUGCCAGGCAGCCUGCUGUAUUCGCAAGUAAGCACAAGCUCCUCCAUGUUCCAGCUGAAGCACUAGAAAAAAACGAAAGCUUGGGGCAACACCGAGUUAAAAGUUUCCUCUUUUGAAUAGAAACAUCUGGAUCUGGGCACUUUGCAGAAAGCUGGAAAGCUGCUGGAGAAAUCAAAACCGCUAUUAGGCAAAGUAUGGUGCACACAUCAUUGAAACUUUGGGGUCAAAAGGUUGCUAUAAUUGUUUGACUUGGGGGACUCUGGAAAGGCAUAAAUAGCCGGCUCUAACUGUCAGCUCUUGCAGUCCUUCCUCCUGCCAGCCCAGACACAGGUGCUGUCUUCUCAGCUCGGCUCCUCUCCAUCUACAUAAAAGACAGUCAUGGAAAAGCUGAUGUGUGUCUGUAGAUGCAGUGCAGUGUGCUGGCUGGCUGUGCUUGCAGGGCUUUGCUGUGUCUACAGUCUGCCUCUAGAUGUAGACCCUGUCUGCACUGCAGAAGGAAAUGCCAAAUACAGCCUGGUCUUUACAGGCAAGUGGAGCCAGGCUGCCUUCCCGAAGCAAUAUCCCCUAUACAGACCUCCUGCACAGUGGUCACCAGUCAUCGGUGUAACCCAUAGCUCUGACUACCAUACGUGGCGAAGAAAUGAAUACGCCAGCAACGGUGUGCGAGAAUUUACGGAGAAGGGAGAAGCAUGGAUGUUAAUGAAGGAGGUGCAGUUGGCUGGAGAGAGGAUUCAGAGUGUCUAUGGUAUUUUCUCUGCUUCAGCCAUCAGUGGUGGCACUGGACAUACUGCUACUGAGUUUGAGGUCUUCGCAAGACACUCUCUUCUCUCCUUCAUCGUGCGAAUUGUACCCAGCCCAGACUGGUUUGUUGGCGUGGACAGUCUGAACCUUUGUGAAGGAGACCACUGGAAAGAGAGCAUAACCUUGGACCUGUAUCCAUACGAUGCUGGAACAGACAGUGGCUUUACAUUCUCCUCCCCAAACUUCGAAACCAUUCCUCAGGAAAAAGUCACUGAGAUCACGUCGUCCUUCCCAAGUCACCCUGCCAACUCCUUCUACUACCCCCGGCUGAAGCACCUCCCCCCCAUCGCACGGGUGACCAUCACCAAGCUGAAAGGAAACCAUAUCGACAGUGUGCCUGCAGCACACACGACCCCCACCCUCAUUCCAAUCGACAACGAAAUAGGUGACGCCCUUACAAACACCCCGCUGGACUGUGAAGUCUCGGCGUGGUCUUCCUGGGGAUUGUGCAAAGGGAAGUGUGGGGAGCCAGGCAUCAGACACAGAACGCGCUACAUCCGCUUGAAACCGGCCAACAACGGCGCUCCUUGUCCAGACCUCGGGGAACACACGGACUGUGACCCCGACAACUGUGUGUAAAUCUCACACUAGAUCCUCUGUGUUUGGCGUAGCCUGUAUCUCCAGCUGCUAGAUGUUUUUUUUUUUUUAAACGGAGUAUAGGUACACUACGAUGACUGUAUCCCUAUGUGCUCCCUGGGGCUUUCUCAAAUUAAUUAACUGAUUUAUUUAGGUAUUUGCUGCCUCGACAUCUUUUCCCUCUCUCACCAUUCCCUGAUCUUCUUGAAAAAGUCACCUUAUCAAAUGUAACCUUACAGCAUGAAACUUGAUCCAAGAGCAGGGAGGAUCAGCUGACAUACCAGUUUUUCUAAAACAAAUCUGCAUUUUUCAGGACAUGUUUUUCAUUAUUUACUCUUGAUUUAACAGUUUUAAAUCAAUGUCAUCCACAUUUUCACGUGCUGUCCCCCCCCCAAAAAAAAA